AUGUCAUCACCAAUUAUUGCACCAACAAAUUCUACUCUCACAAUUCUAAUUGAUAAUUAUGAUUCAUUCACAUGGAAUAUUUAUCAAUACCUUUCAGAACUCGGUGCCGAGGUUCAAGUUUUCAGAAAUGAUCAAAUUACUAUCGAACAGAUCGAAGAGCUUAAUCCGAAAAAUAUAAUAAUUUCUCCUGGUCCGGGUGGUCCAUCAUCCAAUGUAGGAAUUUCUCGUGAUGUUAUUUCACUUUUUGCUGGGCAUGUUCCAAUAUUAGGUGUUUGUCUUGGUGAACAAUGUAUCGUAGAAGUAUUCGGUGGUAAAGUUGAAUACGCUGGCGAAAUUGUUCAUGGGAAAACCUCAACUAUAAAACAUGAUGGUAAAGGUGUUUAUAUUGAUCUACCAAAUGAAAUUUCCGCGACUCGUUAUCAUUCUUUGGCUGCUCAACCUCCAACAAUUCCUGACGAAUUGGAAAUUACAAGUUGGAGUGAAACUAAUGUUAUAAUGGGUGUAAGACAUCGUGAAUUCACAAUUGAAGGUAUUCAAUUUCAUCCUGAAAGUGUUCUUAGUGGUGAUCAUGGUAAAAAGCUACUUGGAAAUUUCUUGAAAAUUCAGGGUGGAAAAUGGGAAGAUAAUCCUGAAUUUGGUGUAAAAGCUCCAUUAGCUAAAACUUUUGUACAAGCGAAAUCUAUUCCUUCAAUUUUGGAAAAAAUAUGCAAUCAAAGAUUAGCUGAUAUUGGAAUUGCUAAAAAACAACCGGGUUCUUCACCUCACGAUUAUGAAAAAUUAUUAUCCCUUCAUGUUACACAUCCAUUAAUUGAUUUUGUAUCUAGAAUUAAGCAAACAUUACCUAAAUAUCCUGCCAUAUUUGCCGAAGUUAAACGUGCCUCACCUAGUAAAGGCAACAUUGAUCUAUCAGUUAAUGCCGCAGAACAAGCUUUAAGGUAUGCAAAAGCUGGUGCUUCGGUGAUUUCUGUAUUAACCGAAUCUAAAUGGUUCAAGGGUAGUUUGAAUGAUAUGCGACAAGUUCGUGAUGUAUUGGCAACUAUUCCAAAUCGUCCAGCUGUUUUACGUAAAGAUUUCAUCGUGGAUACUUAUCAAAUUAUGGAAGCACGACUUUAUGGAGCUGAUACCAUUUUAUUGAUAGUUGCUUUAUUAACUGAUGAACAACUUACAAAAUUAUAUAAAUUUUCUAAACAUCUUGGUAUGGAACCUUUAGUCGAAGUUAAUAAUCGAGAAGAAAUGGAAAGAGCCGUAAAAUUAGGUGCAAAAGUAAUUGGAGUCAACAAUCGAAAUCUUCAUACUUUCGAUGUGGACAUGAAUACAACCUCCAUGUUAGCGGAAAUGGUGCCUGAGGGAGUUAUUUUGGCUGCGUUAAGUGGGAUAACCGGUCGAGAUGAUGUGGUCGCAUACCUUGAACAGGGUGUUAAAGCAUUAUUGAUCGGAGAAGCAUUAAUGAAGGCAAAAAAUAAAAGAGCGUUUAUACAUGAACUUCUAGCACUAGAAGAACCACCAAAACCGACUGUUAAAGUUAAAGCGCCACCAAGUCCUUUGGUUAAAAUAUGUGGUGUGUCAACGGUUGAUGCUGCAAUAGCUGCAGCAGAUGCAGGUGCAGACUUUAUUGGUCUCAUAUUUGCGAAAAGUAGAAGACAAGUUCAAAUUGAUCAAGCUUUAGAAAUAGUGACGAUUAUUCGAGAACUUCAAUCAGAAAGAGCACAUGAUAAAAUUGAACUACCCGAACAAUCUCAAGAAGAUGUGAUCAAAUUAUCAGGAAACAAUGAUUGGUUUAAAUUGCAAGCAUCAAGAAUAGUUAAUAAUUCGCGUAAACCAUUAUUAGUAGGGGUAUUUCAAAACCAAUCAUUAGAAUAUAUUACAACCAUUUUGGAUUUUUUGAAAUUGGAUUUAGUUCAAUUACAUGGCGAUGAACCAUUAGAUAUGGCAAAAUUUCUGCCGGUGCCAGUUAUCAAAGCAUUUCAUAUCGACGAUGAAUUCACAAAUCCUAUACUUGUAACUCAACCUGGAUAUAAUGCUCUAUGUUUAUUGGAUACAAAAGUUCCAUUGGUUUCUAACGAUAAAGAAGAAAAUAAAGAAGAGGAGACUGAUGAGAAUAAGAAACAUAAACAUCAAGGAGGGGCAGGUAAACCAUUUGACUGGAGUAUAGCAUUAAAAGUUAAAGAAAGUGUAUCGAAAAAACGAGUUGGUGGAAAAAAUGGGUUUCCGUUAAUUUUAGCGGGAGGAUUGACGCCAUUAAAUGUAAUUGAAGCUAUCGAAAAAGUUAAACCUUGGGCUGUUGACGUAUCUAGCGAAACUUGUGAAGGUGGAGAGAAUGGGUAUGAUAAAGAUGAUAGAGAUGAAAAGGAAGAUGAAUGCGCUAAACAGAAAGACGAUUGCGAAAUUGGAGUUGCGCAGUAA
Molecule: messenger RNA, 2403 nt
Organism: Dentiscutata erythropus
Lineage: Eukaryota; Fungi; Glomeromycota; Glomeromycetes; Diversisporales; Gigasporaceae
Source: the annotation of a GenBank genome assembly